This is a messenger RNA of Hibiscus syriacus, 2156 nucleotides long. Its product is annotated as phosphatidylinositol 3,4,5-trisphosphate 3-phosphatase and protein-tyrosine-phosphatase PTEN2A-like. Bases 150 to 2093 code for a protein of 647 amino acids. Gene Ontology annotation, biological process: dephosphorylation. Lineage: Eukaryota; Viridiplantae; Streptophyta; Magnoliopsida; Malvales; Malvaceae. The record is from RefSeq and is a predicted model, not a curated record. The transcript is spliced from 13 exons. Gene Ontology annotation, cellular component: cytosol. Gene Ontology annotation, molecular function: phosphatidylinositol-3,4,5-trisphosphate 3-phosphatase activity.
UCAACCGCGUACACGAGUUCCGAAGCAAGCAAAUAAAAUCCAACAAACAGUUGAAGAUCUUGUUCAUCUUCAACAAUUGCAGCGUGUAUUCCAGCUAAGGAUCCGAAUUCUGAUUACUGGUGUAACUUUGAUUGCAUUUGAAUAGUAGAAUGGACUCAGAAUCUGCUGAUUCCUCCUCUCAACCUCAAACUAAAGCUUCUGAUGUUGAAACCUCUGCUGAAGACGGCACUGAUGUUAAACGGCCAGCAAAUACUAAUGAUAUGAAAAGUCAUUCAAUGGUCAACAGUGUGGAACCUCCUGCCAAAGCUUAUGUUCUUGAACCUCCAAAGGCUGGUGACAAUGCAUCUACUGAUUCUGUGAAAACCAUUUCCUCAACAGACCUCACACCAUCUGAUUUACCCUCCACUGGCAUAUCUUCUUGGGCAAGACAUUUUAAAUUACCACAGCCUAUAGCACCGCCUCAGGCAUCUCAAGCUGGAAAUGCAGGGACCUCAGCUUUUGCACGACUCACUGGUGGCCUUGGAUUGCAGUUGCAAUCGAUGACUCUACCACCUGAUAACCGUGCAGAACCAACCUCUACAGGAACACAAGCUGUUCUUGAAUCAUUUAAAAAGGGUAUAGUUGAGUCAUCUUUGAAUGCAGUGAAGGCUGUGCAGGUCAAAACACGCCAUAUGGUUUCCCAAAACAAAAGAAGAUACCAGGAGGGAGAAUUUGAUUUGGAUAUGACUUAUAUCACUGAGAAUAUAAUUGCUAUGGGAUUUCCUGCUGGUGAUCUAAGCUCGGGACUUCUUGGAUUCAUUGAGGGAUUUUACCGAAAUAAAAUGGAGGAAGUGAUCAAGUUUUUUGAAACUCAUCAUAAGGGGAGAUACAAAGUGUACAAUCUUUGUUCUGAGAGGUUGUACGAUGCAUCACUAUUCCAGGGGAAGGUUGCAAGUUUCCCAUUCAAUGACCACAAUUGCCCCCCACUUCAUCUCAUCAAAUCCUUUUGUCAAAGUGCUUACUCAUGGUUGAAAGAAGACAUUGAAAAUGUGGUGGUUGUUCAUUGUAAAGCUGGAAUGGGAAGGACAGGAUUAAUGAUUUGCAGUCUUCUUUUAUUCCUUAAGUUCUUUCCCACAGCUGAAGAGGCGAUUGAUUAUUUCAACCAAAAAAGAUGCGUAGAUGGGAAAGCUCUGGUUCUCCCAAGUCAGAUUAGAUAUGUCAAAUACUUCGGACAGAUCCUAACACACUUCCAUGGAGAAAACCAGCCUGAACGUAGGUGCAUGAUUAGGGGCUUUCGGCUUCACAAGUGUCCUUUCUGGAUUAGGCCUUCCAUUACCAUCUCUGAUCACAGUGGAACUCUCUUCUCUACAAGCAAUCAUCCGAAAACAAAGAAUUUAAUGCCAGAGGAUUUCUGGAUUAAGGCACCUAAGAAAGGGAUAGUAAUUUUUGCUCUUCCCAGGGAGCCUGGUCUUUCAGAAGUAGUGGGUGACUUCAAAAUCCAUUUGCAUGACCGACAAGGCGAUUUCUACUGUUGGUUAAAUACAACAAUGAUAGAGAACAGAACGAUACUCGAUGCCUCGGAUCUUGAUGGUUUCUAUAAGAGGAAUGUGCCAUAUCAUGGAUUCAAGAUUGAACUAGUAAUGGUAGACUACGACGGCGCACCAAAGGCAAAUUCUAAAUCCUAUUCUGCCAACAGAGGUACUGAGGGUAACUCGGGUAAUGUCAAUGAUGGAGUCGUCGAAGCCAAUUCGAAACAGAGCAAAGCUUCGGGUACUGAAGAAAGCGAUGACAUAUUCUCAGACAGCGACGGAGAGGAAUCAGGGGCUUCGACAAGUAAGCCAACUAGACGGGCUGCUGCUGUCGGACCUGUGACCUCCAGCAAUCUAUCGACGCCUGCAUCCGAGCAAGUAGUAGUAUCGAUACCAUCAGUCAAAAACCAAGAGCUUUUAUCGAAUAGUAGUUCCAAGGACAUUGCGAUUAAUGGAAGUGGCAAACAAUCGACGGGGCUUGAGCUCCCCAGUGUGGAGUUGAUGGGCGCAAGUGAUAUCAAAGCCAUGGCUGCUGAUGCUUCUGUCUUCAGUUUUGGCGACGAAGAAGAUUAUGAAAGCGAGUGAACUGGUGAAACAUUGUUGAGAGCAUUGCCUAAAGAUCGAGAUGAGAAACUCCCACUGAUUCUU